Linum trigynum is the source of this 3609-nucleotide messenger RNA. The record is from the annotation of a GenBank genome assembly. Lineage: Eukaryota; Viridiplantae; Streptophyta; Magnoliopsida; Malpighiales; Linaceae.
CUCGAGCCGAUUCCGUGAUCUGUAGCCUCCAAAAUCGAAAGAAAAUGGCGGAAAAAUCGCCCGAAAUCUGUGAUGGUACCCCUUUGGAGUCUGCCAAAAAUGGACCCGGGAGAAAUCCGACCAAAUUGGCCAUGGAUGGACUUAAUCUUCGUUGAAGAAUAGCCUCAGGACGAAUCCACCAUCUUUAUCCUUCAAAAUCAAAGGAAAAUGGACUUUCGAAAAAAAUUGCUCAAAUAAUUACGAAAAUGCCAUCCCAAAAUAUAUUGGCCCAAUUCGGUGCUUAAUUGAAUUAAUAAUCAGCGCAGAAUAGGAUCAAUAGACUUUCUUAUCGGUGGAGAAUAGCCUCGAGCCAAAUCCGUGAUCUGCAGCCUCCAAAAUCGAAGGAAAAUGGCAUUUCGGAAAAAUUGCCCUAAAUCUGUGAUGGUACCCCUUUGGAGUCUGCCAAAAAUGGUCCCGGAAGAAAUCCCCCCAAAUUGGCCCUGGAUGGACUUAAUCGUCGUUGAAGAAUAGCCUCAGGAUGAAUCCACCAUCUUUAUCCUUCAAAAUCCAAGGAAAAUGGACUUUCGAAAAAAAUUGCUUAAAAAAUUACGAAAAUGUCAUCCCAAAAUAUAUUGGCCCAAUUCGGUGCUUAAUUGACUUAAUAAUCAGUGCAGAAUCGGAUCAAUAGACUUUAUUAUCGGUGGAGAAUAGCCUCGAGCCUAAUCUGUGAUCUGUAGCCUCUAAAAUCGAAAGAAAAUGGCAUUUCGGAAAAAUCGCCCGAAAACUGUGAUGGUACCCCUUUGGAGUCUGCCAAAAAUGGAGCCGGAAGAAAUCCGCCCAAAUUGGCCCUGGAUGGACUUAAUCGUCGUUGAAGAAUAGCGUUAGGCCGAAUCUACCAUCUUUAUCCUACAAAAUCCAAGGAAAAUGGCCUUUCUAAAAAAAUUGCUCAAAUAAUUACGAAAAUGUCAUUCCAAAAUUUAUUGGCCCAAUUCGGUGCUUAAUUGACUUAAUAAUCAGCGCAGAAUCGGAUCAAUAGAAUUUAUUAUCGGUGGAGAAUAGCCUCGAGUCGAAUCCGUGAUCUGUAGCCUCCAAAAUCGAAAGAAAAUGGCAUUUCGGAAAAAUCGCCCGAAAUCUGUGAUGGUACACCUUUGGAGUCUGCAAAAAAUGGACGACGAAGAAAUCCGCCCAAAUUGGCCCUGGAUGGACUUAAUCGUGUUUGAAAAAUAGCCUCAGGCCAAAUCCACCAUCUUUAUCCUUCAAAAUCCAAGGAAAAUGGUCUUUCAAAAAAAAUAGCUCAAAUAAUUACGAAAAUGCCAUCUUAAAAUAUAUUGGACAGAUUCGGUGCUUAAUUGACUUAAUCAUCGGCGCAGAAUAGGAUCAAUAGACUUUAUUAUCAGUGGAGAAUAGCCUCGAGCCGAAUCCGUGAUCUGUAGCCUCAAAUAUCGGAAGAAAAAGGCAUUUCGGAAAAAUCGCCCGAAAUCUGUGAUGGUACCCCUUUGGAGUCUGCCAAAAAUGGACCCGGAAGAAAUCCGCCCAAAUUGGCCCUGGAUGGACUUAAUCGUCUUUGAGAAUAGCCUCAGGCCGAAUCCACCAUCUUUAUACUACAAAAUCCAAGGAAAAUGGCCUUUCGAAAAAAAUUGCUCAAAUAAUUACGAAAAUGCCAUCCCAAAAUAUAUUGGCCAGAUUCGGUGCUUAAUUGACUUAAUCAUGAGCGCAGAAUAGGAUCAAUAGACUUUAUUAUAAGUGGAGAAUAGCCUCGAGCCAAAUCCGUGAUCUGUAGCCUCCAAAAUCGGAAGAAAAAGGGAUUUCGGAAAAAUCGCCUGAAAUCUGUGAUGGUACCACUUUAGAGUCUGCCAAAAAUUGACCUGGAAGAAAUCCGCCCAAAUUGGCCCUGGAUGGACUUAAUCAUCGUUGAAAAAUAGCCUCAUGCCGAAUCCACCAUCUUUAUCCUUCAAAAUCCAAGGAAAAUGGACUUUCGAAAAAAAUUGCUCAAAUAAUUACGAAAAUGCCAUUCCAAAAUAUAUUGGACAGAUUCGGUGCUUAAUUGAAUUAAUCAUCGGGGCAGAAUAGGAUCAAUAGACUUUAUUAUCGAUGGAGAAUAGCCUCGAGCCUAAUCCGUGAUCUGUAGCCUCCAAAAUCGGAAGGAAAAGGCAUUUCGGAAAAAUCGCUCGAAAUCUGUGAUGGUACCCCUUUGGAGUCUGCCAAAAAUGGACUCGGAAGAAAUCCGCCCAAAUUGGCCCUGGAUGGACUUAAUCGUCUUUGAAGAAUAGACUCAGGCCGAAUCCAUCAUCUUUAUCCUUCAAAAUCUAAGUAAAAUGGGCUUUCGAAAAAAAUUGCUCAAAUAAUUACGAAAAUGCCAUCCCAAAAUAUAUUGGCACAAUUCGGUGCUUAAUUGACUUAAUCAUCGGCGCAUAAUAGGAUCAAUAGACUUUAUUAUCGGUGGAGAAUAGCCUCGAGCCGAAUCCAUGAUCUUUAGCCUCCAAAAUCGAAAGAAAAUGUCAUUUCAGAAAAAUCGCCCGAAAUCUGUGAUGGUACCCCUUUGAGUCUGCCAAAAAUGGACCCGGAAGAAAUCCGCCCAAAUUGGCCCUGGAUGGACUUAAUCAUCGUUGAAAAAUAGCCUCAGGUCGAAUCCACCAUCUUUAUCCUUCAAAAUCCAAGGAAAAUGGCCUUUAGAAAAAAAUUGUUCAAAUAAUUACGAAAAUGCCAUCGCAAAAUAUAUUGGCCCAUUUCGGUGCUUAAUUGAAUUAAUCAUCGGCGCAGAACAGGAUCAAUAGACUUUAUCAUCGGUGGAGAAUAUCCUCGAGCCGAAUCCGCGAUCUGUAGCCUCCAAAAUCGAAAGAAACUGACAUUUCGGAAAAAUCGCCCAAAAUCUGUGAUGGUACCCCUUUGGAGUCUGCCAAAAAUAGACCCGGAAGAAAUCCGCCCAAAUUGGCCCUGGAUGGACUUAAUCACCGUUGAAGAAUAGCCUCAGGCCGAAUCCACCAUCUUUAUCCUUCAAAAUCCAAGGAAAAUGGCCUUUCAAAAAAAAUUGCUCAAAUAAUUACGAAAAUGCCAUCUUAAAAUAUAUUUGCCAGAUUCGGUGCUUAAUUGACUAAAUAAUCGGCGCAUAAUAAGAUCAAUAGACUUUAUUAUCGAUGGAAAAUAGCCUCGAGCCGAAUUCGUGAUCUGUAGCCUCCAAAAUAGAAAGAAAAUGGCAUUUCGGAUAAAUCUACCGAAAUCUGUGAUGGUACCCCUUUGGAGUCUGCCAAAAAUGGACCCGGAAGAAAUCCGCCCAAAUUGACCCUGGAUGGACUUAAUCGUCGUUGAAGAAUAGCCUCAGGACGAAUCCACCAUCUUUAUCUUUCAAAAUCCAAGGAAAAUGGACUUUCCAAAAAAAAUUGCUCAAAUAAUUACGAAAAUGCCAUCUUAAAAUAUAUUGGCCAGAUUCGGUGCUUAAUUGACUAAAUAAUCGGCGCAGAAUAAGAUCAAUAGACUUUAUUAUCGAUGGAAAAUAGCCUCGAGGCGAAUUCGUGAUCUGUAGCCUCCAAAAUAGAAAGAAAAUGGCAUUUCGGAAAAAUCUCCCGAAAUCUGUGAUGGUACCCCCUUUGGAGUCUGCCAAAAAUGGACCCGGAAGAAAUCCGCCCAAAUUGA